UGGGCAAGCGGCUACAGUAACUCUACGAUUCGCGACAAUCUAAGAUAGGAGUCCGAAUCGGGUUGUGUCUAGUGUGGAAAGUGGUUGUACUUAGAUGUAAGAACACAAUAGUGGAACAAUCUUCUUUAGUGAAGGAAAUUACUCAAGAAAUUGAGUUAAGUGCGGUGCAACUAAAUCAUAAAGGAAAAAUAUAAGCGAAUUUUUAAAAUUUCUUACUGAAGUGAUUGUGCGACCUUUUCGGAGGCGGUACAGGAAAACCUUUCAAAAUGACACUCACCAAGGAUACUAUGGCUGAUCCAGCCAUUAUUUCAGCAACAAGUGUUUUCUACUUCCUGCUUUUACCUACACUUUUGCUUUGGUUCAUUUAUUGGAGAUUAUCACGAAGGAGAUUGUACGAGUUAGCCGAAAGAAUCCCAGGACCUAAAGGACACCCGAUCAUUGGAAACCUUUUGGAUGUUAUUGGUUCAUCUGCAACCGUAUUCAAGUGCGUGGUGAGUAAAAGCAUGAAUUUCCCCAACCUGGCCAAGAUCUGGAUUGGACCUCGACUUGUUGUCUUCUUGUACGAUCCUCGAGACGUCGAAAUUAUUCUGAGCAGUCAAGUUUACAUCGACAAAUCACCAGAAUACGAAUUCUUCAAACCAUGGCUUGGAGAUGGUCUGCUCAUCAGCACAGGUCGUAAAUGGCGCUCACAUAGGAAACUGAUAGCUCCAACCUUCCACUUGAACGUCUUGAAAGGUUUCAUUGACUUGUUCAAUGAGAACUCUCGACAUGUAGUCGCCAAACUGAAGGCCGAGGGGAGUAAAACAUUCGAUGCCCACGAUCAUAUGAGCGAAGCUACCGUUGAGAUACUUCUGGAAACCGCCAUGGGUGUUUCAAAGAAAACUCAAGACAAAUCAGGCUAUGAAUAUGCAUUGGCUGUAAUGAAAAUGUGUGACAUUCUCCAUGUACGCCACCGCAGCAUAUUCCUCCGCUCUGAAUUUUUAUUCACACUCACCAAGUACUACAAGCAACAAGGACGCCUCUUGGACAUUAUUCACGGUCUAACAACAAAAGUCAUCAAGAAAAAGAAGGAAGCACUAGAGAAGGGUACCGCCGGUAUUAUACCUUCGGCCAAAAUCAAUGAAGCCUACCUCAAGAAACUUGACUCAGUUCCAACAACCGAAACUGCAUCCGUGGAUGGACUCUCAUUCGGACAAUCGAGUGGUCUCAAGGACGAUUUGGAUGUUGAAGAAAAUGACAUUGGGGAGAAAAAACGUUUAGCAUUCUUGGAUCUGCUGCUGGAGAGUGCUCGCAAUGGUGCAUUAAUCUCAGACACGGAAAUCAAGGAACAAGUUGAUACCAUCAUGUUUGAGGGGCACGAUACUACCGCGGCGGCAAGUUCAUUCUUCUUGUCAUUGAUGGGAAUCCAUCAGAAAAUACAGGAUCGAGUUAUUCAAGAAUUGGAUGAAAUAUUCGGUGAUUCUGAUCGCCCAGCCACUUUCCAGGAUACACUUGAAAUGAAGUACUUAGAACGAUGCAUGAUGGAAACAUUGCGAAUGUUCCCACCGGUGCCAAUCAUUGCCAGACAAUUGACGGAAGACGUGAAACUCGCGUCAGGCGAUUACACUGUCCCAGCAGGCGCCACUGUUACUGUGGCUACAUACAAGUUACAUCGCAAUCCAUCCAUCUAUCCUAACCCAGAUAUUUUCGAUCCUGACAAUUUCUUACCUGAGAGACAAGCGAACAGGCACUAUUAUGCGUUUGUUCCGUUCUCAGCAGGUCCAAGGAGCUGUGUCGGUCGUAAAUACGCCAUGUUGAAAUUGAAGAUCCUUCUUUCGACAAUCCUUCGCAACUUCCGAGUUUAUUCAGAUCUCACCGAAAAGGACUUCCAAUUGCAAGCUGAUAUCAUUCUAAAGCGUGAGGAAGGUUUCCGAGUACGGCUAGCUCCAAGGCAAAGGACCGCCAAGGCUUAAUUCGAAGCGCAUCUUCGCCAUCAUUCUUUAGACUUUAGGUUUUUAAUGAUGAUAUAAAAGGUUUUUUUUUUAAUUUAAUGUUAUUUAGUGUCACUCAUUCAUUAUUACUAUUUUUAAGCAAGAGGAAUGCACACGUGACAAAAUAUGCAAAAAAAAAUUAUAAUACACUUGAAAUAUCUGAAUGGGUUUUUAGUCUACCAAUAAUUUUAAACUGCGGUGAAAGUGAGAAUGUUGUCGAAAAUGUGAGAACAAAAAUCCUGAUAAUACAUCGCUUAAGACUAUUUUCGGAAUUGAUUGUAACAUAAGAAUAAAUUUGUUGAAAAUAUAAAA
This is a messenger RNA of Hermetia illucens (black soldier fly), 2282 nucleotides long. Its product is annotated as cytochrome P450 4g15-like. The transcript has 5 exons. Bases 267 to 1952 code for a protein of 561 amino acids. Lineage: Eukaryota; Metazoa; Arthropoda; Insecta; Diptera; Stratiomyidae. The record is from RefSeq and is a predicted model, not a curated record. Gene Ontology annotation, molecular function: oxidoreductase activity, acting on paired donors, with incorporation or reduction of molecular oxygen; heme binding; iron ion binding.